Penicillium mononematosum is the source of this 1740-nucleotide messenger RNA. RefSeq lists its product as uncharacterized. NCBI's taxonomy places the organism in Eukaryota, Fungi, Ascomycota, Eurotiomycetes, Eurotiales, Aspergillaceae. The record is from RefSeq and is a predicted model, not a curated record. The transcript has 4 exons. Gene Ontology annotation, molecular function: propionyl-CoA carboxylase activity. The coding region runs from base 1 to 1740 and encodes 579 amino acids.
AUGACCAAAGACAACGACAACCCACCGACCAGAACAGGCAAAGACCAAGCCACCGACCGUCUACACCAAGUCUCAUCCCAUAUAUCCCCACCAAAAGACCAACCAAGAAAGCCAAAGCCAAAGCCAAAGUCCACAGAAAACCGCCUCCCAGCUGACCACUCAGAUGUACUAGGCCAACUCUCAGCUCUGCGCGAAAUAGCCGCAAAACCAGACCCCAACAACCGAGGCUACGUACGGCAAAAGCAAGCAGGCAAGCUAUGGGUACGCGAGCGCAUCGAGCAACUCCUGAGACCCCAACAGCUUUCAAGAAAUCGGCUCCUGACAUGGCAGAAGACCGCACCGAUGCGCGAGAAGCCCGUCUCCUUUGUGCCAAGCAAUAACAUCCAAGGCGCCGGACUCCUUCGCGGCAGGAAGGUCCUUCUCACGGCUGAUGAUUUCAGUAUCCGGUCUGGACAUGCAGACGGCGCGAGCCACGGAAAGACGGUUUAUGUGGAGAAGCUUGCUAUUGCGCUGCGUGUGCCGGUUGUUAAGCUUGUUGAUGGGAGUUCGGGGGGUGGGAGUGUUACGACGAUUCGGAAGGAGGGGUGGAGUUAUCUUCCUCAUGUUGCGUCCUUUCCGUAUGUUAUUCAGCAGUUGAAUAUGGGGAUUCCGAAUUUGGGGGCUGUUGUUGGACCUGCGAUUGGACUUGGUGCCGCGAGAGUGGUGUCUUGUCACUUCUCCGUGAUGGCAGCUGACAUCGGAGCACUGUUCAAUGCAGGCCCGAAGGUUGUUGAGGGCGCAACUUUCGAAGAAGGUCUCGACUUCCAAGACCUGGGUGGGCCUAUGGUCCAUUGUAUGAACGGCACGAUCGAUAACCUCGCUGCCAAUGAGGCAGAAUGCUUUGAGCAGUUGCGGGUAGUUCUGAGCUAUCUUCCCAACAGUGGGAGCGAUGCGCCGCCAACAAUUCCCUGUACUGACUCGGAAGAGCGCGAGGAUAUUGCACUGCGGAGUAUCAUACCUCGACGACAAGCACGCAUGUACAAUGCCCGCUCAAUCAUCACGUCUGUAGUCGAUAAAGACUCGUGGUUCGAGAUCGGAGCAUUAUGGGGACGGACUGCAAUUGGUGGACUUGCACGCCUGGGUGGCCGUCCUGUUGGGAUUGUCUCUCUGAACUGCGAAGUGAACGGAGGCGCACUGGAUGCCGCUGGCAGCCAGAAAUUAACGAGGCUGCUGAAGUUGUGUGAUGUGAUGAAUCUGCCUGUUCUGCAGUUUUUGGACGUCCCGGGUUACGCCAUUGGAACCGUUGCAGAGCGCACGGCGGCAAUGCGUUGGGGUGUCGAGCUCGCCAAGGCUUACUUCAGCACCACUGUUCCGGUCUUCAGUGUGGUCACACGGCGUGUCUUUGGUGUGGCCGGUGGUGUUAUGUUGGGUUGUCGUGAUCCGUCUAUGCAGGUUGCUUGGCCGUCUGGACAGUGGGGUUCGUUGCCUCUGGAUGGCGGAAUUGAGGUUGGGCAUCGGCAUGAGCUGCGUGAAGCUGAGAAGGUUGGAAAGAAGGAGGAGCGGUAUCAAGAGUUGGAAGAGGAGUACCUGCGGCUGAUGAACCCUGUUCGUACAGCGAAUGCGUUUGGGAUUGAGGAAAUUAUCGACCCGAAGGAUACGCGGAAGGUGUGCUGUGGAUGGGCAUCGCAUGUAUAUGAGGUGCUUAUGAAAGAGAGAUUAGCAGACCGAGCCUGUGGGAAGGUCCAGCCUUCUUUUGCCUGA